Lindgomyces ingoldianus is the source of this 627-nucleotide messenger RNA. RefSeq lists its product as uncharacterized. The transcript has 5 exons. The coding region runs from base 1 to 627 and encodes 208 amino acids. The record is from RefSeq and is a predicted model, not a curated record. NCBI's taxonomy places the organism in Eukaryota, Fungi, Ascomycota, Dothideomycetes, Pleosporales, Lindgomycetaceae.
AUGGCCGAUCUAACCAAAGAAGACUUAGAAUAUCAACAACAUGGCGGAAGACAUUUCCAACAAAGCAACUGGCCACAAAGCGAAUCUCAGCAAUCCAAUCCUCACGCAAAACCUCACAAAGAGACCAAUACUGAUUGUUUACCAAAGACACCAGCCAAGCCUCCAAAGAUAAUAAGAGAAAAAAAAAGGUGGGUGGAGAACGAGCCGGAGGGCGUCACUCGCUCAACUUACCGAGCAGCAGAGCGUGAGAGUCUGCGAUUUGGAGAGAUGAAAAGUCGAAGACGAAGAAUUGUGAAGGUUAUUGUCGCGACUUACAGCUUCGAGCAUGAUCGUCCCCCAAACUCAAUCGUAAUCCCCAAUUCGUCAUUCCUCGUGAAUACCAAUUCUAUUCUCAUUCGAACCGAUGCAUAUGCCUGCCUGCUAAACCUUUCAACGCCAAAGUGCCCUCCAAGCAAUCCCCCUGAUCCAUGUCUAAAAGCAAGCCAUUGUCCAGACAAGUCCCGUCCACGCCCAAGUACCUUCCGACGUUACCCUGAAGCCCGAAAUGAAGAGUUGAGGGAGGAGAAGAAAAUGGAUAAGAAUACAAGUUCGUUUGCGGAGUGCCAUUGUUUUGAGGUCGUAGAAUAA